This is a messenger RNA of Klebsormidium nitens, 1655 nucleotides long. The record is from the annotation of a GenBank genome assembly. Lineage: Eukaryota; Viridiplantae; Streptophyta; Klebsormidiophyceae; Klebsormidiales; Klebsormidiaceae.
UUGUGGGGAGAGCGUCCCCAGACGGCUGGAAGCAACCCUUUGCUUCAACUGUUGCAUCUUCUUGUUUGUGGACUUGCCUUGCACGAACAAAAGGAAGGAUGGACCGACUUCGCGUGUUGGCCCGGCACCUGCGGCCCGAGGAGUCUGCUGGCGCUGAGCAAACCGCAGUUGCUCCUUCAAGUACCUCAGCACCUGGGGCAUAUGUGGAAAGAGGGGCAGAUUUUGUGCCAGCCGAUGAUAUCACAAUCAAGUUCCCCCAGGCAACUCCUGCUUCCUCAUUCCCAAAGUCUGUGUCCGACUACUUCCAGUUUGACGAUCUCCUGACACCCGAAGAGCGAGCACUGCGGGUGAAGGUCCGAGCAUUCAUGGAGAAGGAAGUCGCUCCCAUCAUCUGUGGCUACUGGGAGCGGGCGGAGUUUCCCUUUCAACUUAUCCCCAAGAUGGCCAAGCUCAAUGUGGCAGGUUUCACGAUCCAAGGCUAUGGGUGUCCUGGCAUGUCGACAGUGGCGGCUGCCAUGGUCGUAUCGGAGGUUGCUCGGGUUGAUGCAUCCAUGUCUACCUUCAUCAUGGUGCACACGUCCCUGGCCAUGAGCACCAUCGCGAUGUUGGGGAGUGAAGAGCAGAAGCAGCGCUACCUGCCAUCGCUGGCACGCCUGGACGGGGUUGCUUGCUGGGGUCUGACCGAGCCCGAUUAUGGAAGCGAUGCAAGCUCCCUCAACACCACGGCAACGAGAGUGGAGGGCGGUUGGGUGCUCAAUGGGCAGAAACGUUGGAUAGGCAACAGCACCUUUGCUGACGUGGCAGUCAUCUUUGCCCGAAGCAAAGUCGACAACCAGAUCAACGGCUUUAUCGUGAAGAAAGGCACGGCGGGCUACCGAGCAGAGAAGAUGGAGAACAAGAUCGGGCUGCGGUGCGUCCAGAACGGUGACAUCACGUUACAGAACGUCUUUGUACCGGACGAGGACCGCCUCACCGGCGUCAACUCCUUCAAAGACACCAACAAGGUGCUGGCGAUGUCCCGCAUCAUGGUGGCCUGGCAGCCGGUCGGCAUCGCCACGGGCAUCUACGAUAUGUGCAACAGGUACUUGUCGGAGCGGCGGCAGUUCGGCGCGCCCCUGUCAGCGCUGCAGAUCAACCAGGAGAAGCUGGUGCGCAUGCUGGGCAACGUGCAGGCCAUGCAGAUGAUGGCCUGGCGCGUCAGCAAGCUCUACGAUGACGGCACCAUGACGCACGGCCAGGCCAGCCUCGCCAAGGCCUUCAACACCCUCCGGUGUCGUGAGUGUGCGGCGCUGGGUCGGGAACUGCUCGGGGGCAACGGUAUCCAGGUGGACUUCCACGUGGCCAAGGCAUUCUGCGACAUUGAGCCCAUCUACACCUACGAGGGGACGUACGAGGUGAACUCGCUGGUUGUCGGAAGAGAGGUCACAGGAGUCGCUGCCAUCAGACCAGCAAAGAGUCGGAAGUGACGAUAAUGCAUAGGGAAAGGUGACCUGUAUAUACUCCAGAUUGUAUCGUUCUGUCGGAGCUGCCGGCUGGCACCAGUGUUCAUCUUCAUUCUGGAUAAAAGUUCCGUUGUCCUGGUGGCACAGCAAUGCACCAAAUAUAAAAAGUGGAGUUGCCGUCUUCUGUGUUGAAAGCAUAAGAAUCAUUGCAAU